Messenger RNA from Ctenopharyngodon idella (grass carp), 2957 nucleotides. It is a transcript of the gene stat4, whose product is annotated as signal transducer and activator of transcription 4. Gene Ontology annotation, biological process: regulation of cell population proliferation; regulation of transcription by RNA polymerase II; defense response. The transcript has 24 exons. The coding region runs from base 364 to 2571 and encodes 735 amino acids. Gene Ontology annotation, molecular function: DNA-binding transcription factor activity, RNA polymerase II-specific; RNA polymerase II cis-regulatory region sequence-specific DNA binding. The record is from RefSeq and is a predicted model, not a curated record. Lineage: Eukaryota; Metazoa; Chordata; Actinopteri; Cypriniformes; Xenocyprididae.
GUAAGGGAGUUUCCCUUGUGUUUUUUUGCAACGACGUUUCCGUGUUCGCGAAGUGCUCAACAUUUCCUUGAAGAACCCACCUGUUUACCCGUUCAGUCAUGAUCACUGGAUAAGAUAGCUGACAUUUGUUCAACAAAGGACUUCAUUUAUGAGUGGAAACUGGACCGUACAACCAUCUCCAAACUUCUAGGAGUAUCUAAAGCGUCUCUCGCCGGAUCAGGUCUGUAGUCUGAGGACAAGACUCUUGAGGAACUUCUUCUGGUUAAAGCGUGGCUGCUGGUUAUUCUGAAAACAUCAGGUUCAUCCAGGUGCAUUGUGUGAACUUCUCGGGAGUGUCUUUCUCGUAAGAGCAACAGCACCACUAUGAGUCAAUGGAAACAAAUUCAGCAACUGGAUAUUAAGUUCCUCGAACAGGUGGACUAUUUUUAUGAUGACAACUUUCCAAUGGAGCUGAGGCAGGUGCUGGCCAACUGGAUUGAAACCCAGGAUUGGGAAACAGCUUCAAACCAUGAAUCUAUGGCUACUGUACUCUUCAAUAACUUCCUCAUUCAGCUGGAGAGGCAGUGCUCUCAGGAGCAGAACUUUCUUCACAGGCACAACCUAAAACGAAUAUUUCAUCAGAUACAGGUGAAAUACAAGGCAAAUCCUAUCCACAUGGCUGCUGUCAUCUGUAACUGCCUGAGGGAAGAAAGACGCAUCUUAUCCACAGCCAGCAUGCAGGAACAGGGUCCACUGGAGAAAUCAAUGCAAAACUCAGCCGCUAUGGAGAAGCAGAAAGUACUUGACAACAAAGUGGCAGUGAUAAGAAGCAGCGUUCAGAUGCUGGACCAGGCUGUGAAGUAUCUUGAAGACAUGCAGGACGAUUUUGACUUUCGCUACAAAACGCUCCAACUUCGAGAUCCAGUUGAGAGGAACUCUUUGUCCAUGAAGCAAGAAGUCACUACACUUCAGGAAAUACUGAACCGCCUGGAUUUCAAGAGAAAGGAGAUUUUGUCAAAAAUUGCAGAUGUUAUAAAGGAAAUCGAAGCCCUGAUUUCCUCCCAGCUUAACCCUGAACUUAAGGAAUGGAAACGGAGGCAACAGAUCGCCUGCAUCGGAGGACCGGUUCUGAUAGGACUGGACCAACUCCAGAACUGGUUUACCCUGACAGCCCAGAGUCUGUUCCAGAUUAAAAGGCAGCUGGACAAACUGGGCGAGCUGAUUCUGAAGGUCACUUACGAGAGCGAUCCAAUCCCUCUCCAGAGACCUCAGAUGGAGGAGCAAGUCAAAUACCUCAUCUACCACCUCAUUAAAAGCUCCUUUGUGGUGGAGAAGCAGCCCUGCAUGCCUACACACCCUCAAAAACCUCUAAUCAUCAAAACACAGGUGCAGUUUACCACCAAGGUCAGAUUGCUGGUUAAGUUACCUGAAGUGGAUUAUCAACUCAAAGUCAAGACAACAUUUGAUAAAGACCUUCCACCAGGCAAAGUGAACAGACAGUUCUUCAUCCUCACCAACAACACCAAAGUGAUGGAUGUUGAGGAGUCGACUGGCUGCCUUUCUGUAGAGUUCAGGCAUCUGCAGCUGAAAGAGAGAAAGUGUCCUACCGGAGGAAAAGGAAAUGAGGGUCCCCUGUCAGUAACAGAGGAGUUACACUCUCUCAACUUUGAGGCCAUGCUGAUGCUACAGGGCCUGGAUAUUGAUCUUGAGACUUGCUCCCUGCCACUGGUGGUCAUCUCCAAUGUCAGUCAGCUCCCAGGGGGCUGGGCCUCCGUUAUGUGGUACAACCUGCUAACUGACGACCCUAAGAACCUUGGGUUCUUCAGUAACCCUUUGCGGGCAAGUUGGAGUCAACUCUCAGAGGUGCUCAGUUGGCAGUUCUCAAGUUUUGCAGGCCGAGGACUCAACAAGGAGCAGCUUAACAUGCUGGGAGAUAAACUUCUGGGUCAACACGCUUCUUUUAAUGACAGCCAGGUUUCUUGGUCCAAGUUCUGGAAGGAAAACAUCCCUGGCAAAUCAUUUAGUUUUUGGCUGUGGCUAGACUCUAUCCUGGACCUUAUUAAGAAACAUUUACUUCCUGUUUGGAUUGAUGGUUACAUAAUGGGAUUUGUGAGUAAAGAGAUGGAACGUGCCUUAUUGAAGGAGAAGGAGCCAGGGACAUUCCUGCUACGCUUUAGCGAAAGUCACCUUGGAGGAAUCACCUUCACCUGGGUUGAGCAGGAUGAAAAUGGAGACCCAAAGUUCAUCUCUGUAGAGCCAUACACGAAAAACCGUCUCAACGCCUUGCCCAUUGCUGAUAUAAUACGAGACUAUAAGGUCAUUGCAGAUGGUGUUGUCCCAGAGAAUCCUCUGAAGUUCCUUUAUCCUGACAUCCCGAAGGACGAGGCUUUUGGAAAACAUUACAAUAGUCAGCAAAACAAAGUUUGUCCUUACAUUCAGACACAGUUAGUUCCAAUUUCCCGUCGGAAAUGUCCUCAUUUCUCAGUGGUCCAGUCCAACAUGCAUGUUCCUCUCCUGAACCCCCAAUGUCUCCUGGAAUGUUUGAAAUUAUCACCCAACACCUCAGUCCCUUUGAGUUCGAAAGCGCUAUGAGUUCACCAUAGAAAGGGCAACAACCACAUUUCGCUUGGAUCCAAGAUUUUGGAUGGGUUCAAAGCUUUCCAUCUCUGUAUUCUGGUUUCUGUUGCCAUUCUUAACUUUUCUGACUCCAUGCCACUAAAAACAUAACUUCUCUUGUUUUGAUUUGCUGACAGAGAGUGUUUAUUCCAAAAUACUGUCAAUAUGAAAAUGUAUCAGAUGUACUAUUCAUGUCAUAAUUCUAGUAAUUUGGCUGAAGGUCUCAUGUAUCUGUAAAAUUCAGAUUUAACAAAACAUUAAUCUCCCAUAACAAUAUACCUAUUAUACAGUUUAUGUAUAUAUUAUGACAAGCUUGUUGUUGCUAUUGUAUUUUUUUUAAAUAAAGAUUUUUUUGGUUUCUA